Anisakis simplex (herring worm) is the source of this 765-nucleotide messenger RNA. The record is from the annotation of a GenBank genome assembly. NCBI's taxonomy places the organism in Eukaryota, Metazoa, Nematoda, Chromadorea, Rhabditida, Anisakidae.
AUGUCACGUUUCUGUGGCGUGAGAUUUUUGAAAAAGUAUCUGAAUGACGUUCGUUACAGUGAGGUUGUUGCGGUCACUGGUGACGGAACGAACGAUGCGCCUGCGCUCAAGAAAGCGGAUGUUGGCUUUGCGAUGGGUAUCGCUGGUACAGAUGUGGCCAAAGAGGCAUCCGAUAUCAUAUUGACUGAUGAUAAUUUCACGUCAAUCGUGAAAGCUGUAAUGUGGGGUCGUAAUGUUUAUGAUUCCAUCGCUAAAUUUCUGCAAUUCCAACUAACCGUCAACGUUGUUGCCGUUACAAUUGCGUUCAUUGGUGCCUGUGCCAUUAAUGACUCACCACUUCGGGUGAUCGCAACCAUUCCAAGCAGUAUAUUACCGAAAUUCUUCUCGUUUGGACGUGGUGAAGUACAACCAACGUCCAUACUUGUCACCGGUGAAUAUGAGCAUGUCGAUACACUUGGUAAAGGAAUCACCAAAGAGCAACAACAACGGCCCGGUCAAAUUCUGUGGCUGCUCGGAUUGACAAGGCUUCAAACACAGAUGCGUGUUAUUCGUGCUUUUCAAUCAACCGCCUACUCAUCACAUCCUUCAUCGUUGACCACCUCAACCGCUGAUCGUCUUCGAGCUAGUUAUCGAAGGCUUCAGGUAGCACGUGAACGCGAAGAACAAAAACGUAAUGACUAUUCCACGUUACUGUCGCAAUUGAUUCCAUUUUAUUUCUUCAUUCGGUUCUGUAUGGCACAUUUCGGCGCAAUUGCUUGUCUAUAG